Molecule: messenger RNA, 2563 nt
Organism: Coregonus clupeaformis (lake whitefish)
Lineage: Eukaryota; Metazoa; Chordata; Actinopteri; Salmoniformes; Salmonidae
Product: bifunctional heparan sulfate N-deacetylase/N-sulfotransferase 4-like
Exons: 12
Cellular component (GO): Golgi apparatus
Molecular function (GO): heparan sulfate N-sulfotransferase activity; deacetylase activity
Source: RefSeq, a predicted model, not a curated record
AACAAAUGGAACAAAACUCUCUGUCUUUCUCCAGGCCCUCCUGGACACUCAGAACCAGCUGAGAUCUCAAAUCAAUAACUUCACCUUUAAUCUGGGCUUCUCUGGGAAGUUCUACCAUACAGGUACAGAGGAAGAGGAUGAGGGUGAUGACAUGUUGCUCCGUUCUGUAUCAGAGUUCUGGUGGUUCCCUCACAUGUACAGCCACAUGCAGCCACACCUCUUCCACAACCACACCUCUCUACUGGAACAGAUGAUUCUCAACAAGGACUUCGCCCUGGAGCAUGGUAUUCCAGUAGACCAGGGCUAUGCUGUAGCGCCCCACCAUUCAGGCGUCUACCCUGUUCAUCCCCAGCUGUAUGAGUCCUGGAGGAAGGCCUGGGACAUCAGAGUUACAUCUACUGAGGAAUACCCUCACCUCAAACCUGCUCGAUACCGCAAAGGAUUCAUACACAAUGAUAUCAUGGUCCUGCCGCGUCAGACGUGUGGGUUGUUCACACACACCAUUUACUAUCAGGACUAUCCUGGAGGACCUAAAGCACUGGACAACAGCAUCAUGGGAGGAGAACUGUUCCUUACUGUCCUACUGAACCCAAUCAGUGUGUUCAUGACCCACCUGUCUAACUAUGGUAACGAUCGUCUGGGUCUGUACACCUUCCUUCACCUGGCUGACUUCAUCUCUACCUGGACACACCUCCAGCUAGACACUCUACCUCCUCUACAACUGGCCCAGAGAUACUUCACCCUGUUCCCCCAGCAGAGACAGCCUCUCUGGCAGAACCCGUGUGAUGACAAGAGGCACAGAGACAUCUGGUCCAAGGAGAAGACCUGUGAUAGGCUGCCCAAGUUCCUGGUCAUCGGACCACAGAAGACAGGAACGACAGCCCUCUCUCUCUUCCUCCUGAUGCAUCCUUCCAUCUCUAGUAGCUUCCCCGGCCCCAGGACAUACGGAGAGGUCCAGUUCUUCAACACUAACAACUACCACCAGGGAAUAGACUGGUAUAUGGAGUUGUUCCCGCUCCCGUCUAAUGUCACCAGUGACUUCCUGUUUGAGAAGAGCUCCGCCUACUUCCCCUCUGAAGACGCUCCUCGCCGCGCUGCCGCCCUGCUGCCUAAAGCCAAGAUCCUGACCAUGUUGAUCAACCCCUCAGACAGGGCUUAUAACUGGUACCAGCACCAGAAGGCCCAUGAGGACAGCACUGCGUCCAGGUUCUCUUUCUAUGACGUUAUCAGCGCACAACGCGGGGCGCCGGCCGACAUCCGAUCCCUCCAGAACCGUUGUCUUACACCAGGACUCUACCAUACACACCUGGAGAGAUGGUUAACACACUACCCUGUUAACCAGCUGAUGGUUCUAGAUGGACAGCAGUUGAGGAGAGAUCCAGCUGCAGUGAUGGAUGAAGUCCAGAAGUUCCUAGGAGUUACUCCUCAUUACAACUAUUCACAGACUCUCACGUUUGACCAGCAGAAGGGUUUCUGGUGUCAGCUUUUAGAAGAGGGGAAGACCAAGUGUUUGGGGAGUGAAGGACAGAAAUACCCUCCCAUGGAACCAGAGGCACGGUCCUACCUGUCCAGGUAUUAUCGGGAACACAACAUAGACCUGUCCAAGCUUCUCCACAGACUGGGUCAGCCUCUCCCCUCCUGGCUCAGGGAGGAACUACAGAAGAUCAGUUAACAGGGUUAGAGGUUAGGGGUCACCGGCUGGGUCAGCCUCUCCCCUCCUGGCUGAGAGAGGAACUACAGAAGAUCAGAUAACCUCUAACCCUACCGGCAGCCCAGGUUCAGAGGUCAGGUGUUAAGGGUCGCGGGGACCAUUAAGAGGCAGAGGGUCGUGACCUUUCUGUGACCUCCCAACCCCUGUGGUGAACCUGAGGAUGGAUGAGAGGUCAUGAACUCUGAACAAUUGACUCUGUCCUGGCAUGACCUCACAGAGGAGAAGAGACACUAGAGAACUGAUGUAUGGAUGGAUAACUGGACAGAUGAAUGGAUGGUCUCUGAACUCUGAGAGAGAUUAAUGGAGGGAUGAAUGGACGGUCUCUGAACUCUGAGAGAGAUGAAUGGAGGGAUGCCUGACCUCUGGAACAGAACUGUGUGUUUCAGUUAAUGGACUAGAGAGAGAGAGAGAGGUGGAUUGUCAUCAUAUCACCUCUGCGACAUCUUGAACACAGACACACAGUGGAACCUCAACACUGUUCUGUUCAAAGGAUCCAAAGACCUGAUGAGCUGUAGUUGUGGUUCUAGAAUGAACUGGAACAUAACAGAACCUGGAGCUAAAGCUCAGAGACAGAGAUAACCCCAAGAGGACCCCAACCAGACACAACACCCUCUAUACUCCUGGUUCUGCAUCAUCAUGUAACCAGGAAGUGUAACCAGGAAGUGUGCUGUGGGAUCCAAGACCUGUGAGCUAAACCAGUCAGCUCUCUCUCUGUCUGAAUGCAACGUGUGUCACCCUGUUCCCCACAUAGAAGGCCGCUACAUAGGGACAUGGUGUUAUGUGGGACAGAACACUUUUGUAGACUAACCAGUCUCAUGUAUUUGUCAUGACCUCGUCUCAAAUCAAAUAAAA